AUGACCUGCAGUGAUCACACACGGCUUAGUACACGGCCUGCUCGUACAGGAGACAUAACAACACCUAAGUUGCUCCUUCAAGAAGACCCUCUUCUUCUCGAGCGCUUCUUCUCUCUGCCUACUCAAGAUAAUCCUCUUCAUGUCUUAGCCUUCUCCGGGCAAGCCGCCUUCACAAAAGAAAUCUUCCGCCACAAGCAAGAGUUAGCUCUGGAGCCAAACCAGCAAGGGUUUAGCCCUAUUCAUAUAGCUUCAGCCUCAGGGAACAUAGAAGUUGUGAAAGCGCUCCUAAGCAUUGGUCGGAAAUGUGAUAUCUGCUUGUUGAAGGACAAAGACGAUUUGAUUCCUCUUCACCUCGCAGUGCAAAGAGGAAGAGUCGAGGUCAUAAAAUUGCUGGUUUCUUCAUUCCCUGAAUCUCUUCGGAAAGUAACUGCUUCUCUUGAGACUCCUCUUCAUGUUGCUGUAAAUAACAAUCAAGUGGAAGCUACAAAGUUGUUGCUGGAAGAGAUCAAGAAGCAUAAUAUGUCGGAGUGGAUCGUUAACAUGGGAAAUCGAGAAGGCAAUUCAGUCUUGCAUCUUGCAACCCUUGGGAAACAGCUUCAGGCAAGUAGUGUUUUAAACCUGACACUUUAA
Molecule: messenger RNA, 630 nt
Organism: Eruca vesicaria subsp. sativa (arugula)
Lineage: Eukaryota; Viridiplantae; Streptophyta; Magnoliopsida; Brassicales; Brassicaceae
Source: the annotation of a GenBank genome assembly